CCAUGGAAGUCUCCAGCACGGACGUUCUCCCCCCAAUGGACGAAGAUUGGCUGGAAAUUCUAAUGGAGAAAAGUUUCACUGAAACAGAGGAAAGCACUCGCAUAGCCCCAAAACGAAUAUCCCCCAGUUUUAAGCUUUGCAGAGGUCUGUACAACAGAUACUGUGUUCUGGAUGUGCGGGAGGUCUGCGAUGAUCAGGUCCAGGAGAAGCACUUGACUAUUACUGUAUCUCAGGAGGAGAAAGACACAGAACUGUGUAUCCUGAAGGAUGACUGGGUGUCUCUGCUGCUAAAACCUGGAGAUGUCAUUCAUUUAGAAGGGAGCUGUUCCUCGGACAAUAUAUGGACGGUAGACAGAGACCAUGGUUAUCUUAUAGUUUACCCUGAUCUGCUUAUAUCUGGAACAAGUAUAGCCAAUGCCAUCCGCUGUUUGCGCAGAUCAGUGUUGAGUGAGAAAUUCAAGGUUUGUGACAAAGGAUCACGAGCGAUGCUCAUAGGGACCAUUCUACAUGAUGUUUUCCAGAGAGCAACUACGUGUGGAUUUUCCCAAGAAAUGCUGAAGGAUCUGGCGCAGGGCGCUGUCUAUGGCUCCAAGUACCUGAGAGAGAUGUAUCAGUUAGGUCUAAAUCAAAUGGAUAUAAUUCAAGAAGUGCUGGAAUAUCUUCCCUCCUUUCAUAAAUGGGCAAAGGACUGCGUGACUCCAACCAGCCAACAUCAACCGAACAAUAAAACAUCACAAUAUAACAAGGAUGCUGCCUGUUCAUUCCAAGUCACAGAAUUUCUGGAUAUUGAAGAAAAUAUUUGGUCCCCAAGAUUUGGCUUAAAAGGCAAAAUAGAUGUAACUGCUGGCGUCAAAAUACAUCAAAAGUCCAAGUCUCAUUGUAAAGUUAUGCCCCUGGAGCUAAAAACCGGCAAAGAAUCAAACUCAAUAGAGCACCGAAGUCAGGUUGUUUUGUACACUUUGUUAAGUCAGGAGAGGCGAGCAGACCCAGAAGCAGGCCUACUUCUCUAUUUAAAAACAGGAAAGAUGUACUCGGUACCAGGAAAUCGCCUGGACAGAAGAGAGCUUUUGAAAAUAAGAAACGAGUUAUCCUUUUACUUGAAAAAUGUUGUGCAUAGAUCAGACAAGGGAACGGAAGAUAUUAAACUUGCAUCUUUACCAACCAUGAUAUCAGACAGACAAGCAUGUAAAUACUGCUCUCAACUACACAACUGUGCACUUUACAGCAGAUCUGUGGAGCAACAAAGUGAGAAUUAUUAUGUUCCCAAGGAAAUGCUCACAGUUGUGGAACAGCUGACGGCGCACCUUAAAGCCAGCCAUCUGCAAUACUUCAGCCGCUGGUACCUCAUGUGCUCUUUAGAAGCAAGUGUUAAGGAAUCCAAAAUGGGUCGUCUGAAUAUCUGGACGAUGUCAUCUUCUGAGAGGAAGAAGUUGGGGAGCUGUGUGGGGAAUGAGGCUUCUGUUGAACAGAUUUGUAAGGCAGCAACUUGGUCUUCACUGCAUACUUUUCAAAGAGAAAAUGGACAAGUUCCUAGAGGAUCCCUGAGCGUUGGAGAUCAUAUCUCAGGGAUAUCUUCUGGACUUCAAAGCUUCUCCUCCACAAGGGAGAUUUCAUCUUUCAAGGUUUUUUCUCGUUCCCACAGGAGUCUUACAAAGAUCCCAUUAGAAACAUUAUUUCGACUUGACCACGAAGAAGGAGGUGGCGGUUUGGAUGCUCAUCUUGGGAACCUGUCAAAGCUAAUGGAAAACACGACUGCAAGUGAGAAGUUGCGAUGUUUAAUGAUAGACUUUGACCAACCUCGCUUUGUACAGCAUCUGAGCAGUAUUCUCCCACCUGACGCCAAAGACACAGUCGCAAACAUUCUGAGAGGACUGAACAAGCCCCAGAAGCAAGCCAUGAAACGGGUGCUACUGUCUAAAGAUUACACUCUUAUUGUCGGUAUGCCUGGCACUGGGAAAACCACCACCAUCUGCACCCUAGUAAGAAUUCUCUCGGCUUGUGGCUUCACCGUGUUGCUGACCAGUUACACGCACUCGGCUGUAGAUAACAUUUUGCUUAAAUUGAAAAAAUUCCAAGUGGGAUUUCUGCGCUUAGGGCGAAUGCAGAAGAUCCAUCGUGACGUUCAAAAAUUCAGCGAAGAAGAAAUCUGCAGAAAUAACUCGAUUAACACACUAAGUGAUUUAGAGAAUCUCUACAACAGCCAGCCUGUAGUUGCAACAACCUGUAUGGGGGUCAGACACCCAAUGUUCUCUCGACGGCGCUUUGACUUCUGCAUUGUGGAUGAAGCGUCUCAGAUUAGCCAACCCAUUUGCCUUGGGCCUCUCUUCUACGCAGAUAGAUUUGUUUUGGUGGGAGAUCAUCAGCAGCUUCCUCCUCUUGUUCAGAGCUCAGAGGCAAGGGACCUGGGCAUGAGCGAGAGCUUGUUUAAACGACUAGAGAUAAACCAAGAAGCUGUUGUUCAUCUGACUGUGCAAUAUCGAAUGAACAGGCAGAUAAUGGCAUUGAGCAACAAGCUGGUGUACGAGGGCCGUCUGGAGUGUGCCUCAGACAAGGUAUCCUCUGCAGUAGUCCAGCUGCCCCUUCUCCAGGCUCUGUCGCAGGAAAUGCCGUUCAGAAGUGGUCGUGAGACAGAAUGGGUGAGAAAUGUGCUGGAACCAAGUAAUCCCGUCUGCUUUCUCAAUACAGACAAGGCCGGCAGCAAACCCUCAGACAUUGGAAUCAUUGCCCCAUAUAGACACCAGUUACAUAUCAUCUCUAAAGGCUUCACCACGUUUCCUUCCAAUGCUGUUGAGGUGAACACUGUGGACAAAUACCAGGGGAGAGACAAAAAUAUUGUAAUUGUGUCCUUUGUGAGAAGCAAUAUUGAUGGGAAGCUCGGGGACCUUCUGAAGGACUUGAGGCGGCUAAAUGUGGCUCUUACAAGGGCCAAGCACAAGCUGAUAAUGGUGGGCAGUACCUCAACGCUGUGCCGCUUUGCCUCUUUGGAGAAGUUGAUUGAGCAUCUGCAGAGUGAGAACCUGAUAUCCUUUGAUAUUUAGAACAUCAGACUUGUUAGUGAGAUGUACAAGAGUCCCAUGUCACUACUUCCACAUAUGGCUGGCGCACAGGAGGUUAUGAUGGGGGUCACUUGCUUGCUGGUUGACCUGAGGGUACAGCAGCUUGUCUUGACAAUGAGGACAAAACUAGAAUCAUGUUUAGGGGCUCACAU
This is a messenger RNA of Bombina bombina (fire-bellied toad), 3208 nucleotides long. RefSeq names its product DNA replication helicase/nuclease 2 (gene DNA2). Gene Ontology annotation, molecular function: 5'-flap endonuclease activity; single-stranded DNA helicase activity. Gene Ontology annotation, biological process: replication fork reversal. Lineage: Eukaryota; Metazoa; Chordata; Amphibia; Anura; Bombinatoridae. The record is from RefSeq and is a predicted model, not a curated record. The transcript is spliced from 24 exons. Gene Ontology annotation, cellular component: cytoplasm. Bases 3 to 3038 code for a protein of 1011 amino acids.